AUCAAAACCUCUCUUUUUACCUCUCAUUCUCUCACCACAUUGGCUUGCGAAAUGGGUCUCUUUCUUUGCUUCUUUUUCUUUCUGGUCAUCUCUUCUGCAAGUGCUUGUGAUCGCUGUGUCCAUCAAGCCAAAGUUGCCUAUUUCUCCAAAGCGUCUGCUCUUUCAUCUGGAUCUUGUGGGUAUGGUUCCCUGGCUCUGGGCUUCACCGGCGGCCAACUUGCGGCCGCUGUUCCUAGCCUUUACAAAGAUGGAGCUGGUUGUGGUGCAUGCUUUCAGAUUAGAUGCAAGAACGCAGCUCUGUGUACCAAACAAGGGACCAAAGUGGUAGUCACUGAUCUUAACAAGAACAACCAGACAGAUUUCGUUCUCAGCAGCAGAGCUUUCAUGGGCAUGGCUAACAAGGGCAUGGGCCAGGACAUUUUGAAACUUGGCCUAGUCGACGUCGAAUACAAGAGGGUGCCUUGUGAUUACAAAAACCAGAAUUUGGCUGUCCGAGUGGAAGAGAUGAGCCAAAAGCCAAAUUAUCUGGCAGUGAAGUUCUUGUACCAAGGUGGUCAAACAGAGAUUGUAGCAGUUGAUGUGGCUAAGGUUGGUUCGCCAAACUGGACGUUUAUGAGUAGGAACUAUGGCGCUGUGUGGGACACAAGCCGGGUACCAGAUGGGCCAUUGCAGUUCCGAGUGGUGGUGACAUCGGGGUACGAUGGGAAGAAUAUUUGGGCCCAGAAUGUGCUUCCGGCUGAUUGGAAAACCGGGGUGAUGUACGAUUCCGGAGUUCAGAUCAGCGAUAUUGCACAGGAGGGUUGUUCGCCGUGUGACGAAAGAAUCUGGAAAUGAAAGGAAAGGAUGCCUCUUGUGUGAAUAAUACUCCUAAUGAUAGUAUUAGCUUUCAUCUGUACCUUAACAAAAUAAAAUGCUGCUCAUCAAUGACACAUCUCUUUCAUCA
Molecule: messenger RNA, 943 nt
Organism: Rhododendron vialii
Lineage: Eukaryota; Viridiplantae; Streptophyta; Magnoliopsida; Ericales; Ericaceae
Product: expansin-like A2
Exons: 5
Coding region: 52-834 (260 amino acids)
Biological process (GO): sexual reproduction
Cellular component (GO): extracellular region; plant-type cell wall; plasmodesma
Source: RefSeq, a predicted model, not a curated record